Plasmodium fragile is the source of this 1776-nucleotide messenger RNA. RefSeq lists its product as uncharacterized. The record is from RefSeq and is a predicted model, not a curated record. The transcript has 4 exons. Bases 1 to 1776 code for a protein of 591 amino acids. NCBI's taxonomy places the organism in Eukaryota, Apicomplexa, Aconoidasida, Haemosporida, Plasmodiidae.
AUGCGGCUUUUUAUUAAGCAUAUGGACGGAGAUAGUGAGUACCACAAUGCUAAGAACUGUGAGAAUGCAUACUGGGAGCAUCCAACAGAACAUGGCAAGACACACCAACCACAAAGGAAGAUGGAUCGGCGAACAGAAAGAGUUAUAUGCAGACUCAUGAAGCAAGGGAUAUAUUUUGCGAACGCAUGGACUCAGGAAGUAAAGACCAACAUAGAGGACAACUCCGAGAACGAUAAGGAAAUUAAGGGGUUAAUGAGAUGCACCAUAGCGCAUAUAUACCAAGAUAUACUCAGGACAUAUGCAUGCGAGGGUUGGUGGGGCACAUAUUACGCAUGGUGGGUGGUGGACCAAAUAUCGGGCGCGUUAAAGGACACAUUGGGGGAAAACCAUUGUAAGCGCGGUAUGUAUAAGGAAAUCGAAUUAGGGCACUGGCCCAUGAGGAAUCAGAUGAAGAAAUGGCUAAAGCAGAAUGCACAGAUGCAGGAGAAACUUGCGCAGGAACAAAUAGGCGAUGACUGUAAGGGAGCACAGGUAAAGCUAGAGGUCGGGAAGACACAGGAGGAAAAAGACAAGAACAAGGACAAACAAACGAAAGAUGAAGUAAAGCAGCAGGUCACAAAAAUUUUGCAAGAAGUGGAGGAAGAGAUGAAGAACGAGGAGAAACAAUUGAGGGGGUCAACUGCGAAAGCACCCAAGUACCCUUCUGUGGGCGAAGAAGACGAAAAAAAGGAUGCCGAGAUAGAGGAACACAUAAAACACGCAGUAGAGCACGCGGGAGACGCAUUACAGAAAGUAAUCGUUAUUCCCGCCUCCGGCGCACGCGCCACCGGAACAACCCAGCAAACGCCAGAGACGGAGAAGACAAGCACGGACAACACGGCAAACACUCCAUCGGCACCAUCCGUGCCGCCCGGACCAAAGGGACGAUCAGAGGACUCAAAAGCAGGGCAACCACAAGCACCGGCAUCCCCACCCGCGCCAGGGGAAGAAGGAACCCAACCUGUUACUGGUGCUGCAAGACCCAAGGGACCACACGAACAAUCAGGUGAGGCACAGUGCCAGGCGAGUCUUCGGCCGGCUGCAGCCAGUUCCGGUGGUAUUGUUAUAAGUACCGCAUGUACAUCCGAUGCAGAUUUAGGAGGAGGAAAAAAAGUCAACGCUGCUAUUGCCCACGGCGAUGCCCCCGUCGAUGGCGGCAACGAUGACCCGCCUCCUCUCAAUCCGCCCAAACCCAAACCCAACCCGAACCCAAAUCAAUCGGGUUCCGAAGGCGGCCCAACCAGCGGCGCACCGUCCACAGGAGGUACUGGAGGUGGUGUUUCUGAGGCGGCAGGUCCAAGUGGCCCAGGUGCGGGAGGACGUGGACGUUCCUCAUCCUCAGGACCCGGUUCUACUGGUCACCAACACCCUGGUUCCUCAGGACCCGCAUCUCCAUCUACCCCGCACACUCCUCAGAUUCCUUCCACUGCCCAGAAUGAUCAACCUGCACAGAACACACCCGAAGAGAUCGUACUUGGUGGCGGACUAACCUGGCAUGACCUUAUCCCUACUUUGCGUACCUCGGAAAAAAACGACGACGAACAUAUCGAACCGUUCGUGACGUUCCGUCACUGCCACUCGACGAAGAAAUAUUGCAGCAUCUACAACGCGGAGACCUGCCGCCACCCGAUUACGGGUACACGAUGGUUAGGGAUACGCAACCUGCAUCUGCUGCCGAACGACGCGGACAACGCCCACCACGCGUGCAUACGCGCACCAUCAUCGAGCUACAUCUAG